GAGGGAGCAUAGAUCGGCUUUUUCUUCUCUCUAUUCUUGAUAUAAGAGCAGCCGGCGUGGCUUCUGGAAGGCGAUUUCCUUCCGACAGUGGCGCGUUCGCGGACUGGGUGGCAAACCCGGCCGCUGGCGGCAGAGGCGAUGAUCUCUGCCUCGGCUUCAAUGCCGGCUCCAGCAGAGGAGGAGGGGGAGGCGCUGGUGGAGUAGUAUGGGGUGGCCCCAGCUCUUUAUCCGCCGUCGGUGGUGGGACAAGGCAGGGCGUCAAUUACGGGUUACACGCCGACAUGGGGAUGAUGGUGCUGGCCUCCGCCGCCUCCUUCCACCAGCAGUGCCACCACGAGUCCCUGCUGUCCUCCUCUGCCGCGGCGGAGCAGCACCCUGUCAUUCCCCUCCUCGCCGCUGCGUCGUGCGUCGUCGAGGACGACAACCCCACCGCCCGGGCCAGGCCCGGUGGCAUCCACCUCUGGCAACCGGUCCUGCCCCAGUUGCCACACCCCCACGCCCCUAACCCUAACCCUAACCCUAACCCUAAUGCCAACCUCGCCAAUUACCUCAGGAAGGCUGUGCCGACGACCGAUCCCAGUGGAAUUCUCCUCGGUGGCGGCGCUGCCGCCGCGGGCGUGGCAGAAUCGACGUGCCAGGACUGCGGGAACCAGGCCAAGAAGGAUUGCAGCCACCGGCGGUGCCGUACGUGCUGCAAGAGCCGCGGAUUUGAGUGCUCGACCCACGUCAAGAGCACCUGGGUUCCCGCUUCCCGUCGCCGCGAGCGCCACGUCACCGCCGCAAGCUCCUUUGCCUCCACCUCCGCCUCCAAAAAGCCCCGCCUCGUGGCCUCGCAGCCCGCGACCGCCUCCCACACCUCCACCCCGAACACCACCCCGCCUCGUAGCUUCGACACCACCUCCAGUCACCAAGACGCGGGCGCCAUCGAGAACCUCCCGGGCCACGUACGAGCGCCAGCGGUGUUCAAAUGCGUGCGCGUAACCUCCAUCGACGACGGAGAAGACGAGUACGCCUACCACGCCGUGGUCAAGAUCGGUGGACGCGUCUUCAAGGGCUUCCUCUACGACCAAGGUCUCGACGACGGCAGCCACGCUGACGAUGCCAACGACGCCAUUCCGAACAUCUCGGAGCUGCACCUCGGCAACCGACACGGUGGCUUGUCGUCGUCGCCGAUGCUACCGUCCAAUGUCUUCGGAGACGGCGGUGGAUUCAUCGGAGGAACCAACUACGGAAACCAAACAAACUGAACUCAUCGUCACUCUUCACACACACCACACACACACACACACAUCCAAUCCUCUCACGGAGCUUAAAACUUCUAUUGCUCAUCAUCUAUCACAGAAGCCUGGAGGUAGCCAUGACGAAUGCAGGUAGUGGUGAGGGGUUUGGUUCUACUUCUUGUAACCAUAUGUGUCUUCUCUAUUGACUCAUUUGUCUUUCUUCAGUCUACUUGAGUUACUAUUAUUUUUCUUGCUAAUAAUUCUAUCUAGCAACGAUGAUUACUGCUGUC
Messenger RNA from Musa acuminata AAA Group (dessert banana), 1510 nucleotides. Its product is annotated as protein LATERAL ROOT PRIMORDIUM 1-like. Lineage: Eukaryota; Viridiplantae; Streptophyta; Magnoliopsida; Zingiberales; Musaceae. Bases 282 to 1247 code for a protein of 321 amino acids. The transcript is spliced from 2 exons. The record is from RefSeq and is a predicted model, not a curated record. Gene Ontology annotation, molecular function: DNA binding; DNA-binding transcription factor activity. Gene Ontology annotation, cellular component: nucleus. Gene Ontology annotation, biological process: positive regulation of DNA-templated transcription.